Messenger RNA from Eimeria mitis, 489 nucleotides. RefSeq lists its product as uncharacterized. The record is from RefSeq and is a predicted model, not a curated record. Lineage: Eukaryota; Apicomplexa; Conoidasida; Eucoccidiorida; Eimeriidae. The transcript has a single exon. The coding region runs from base 1 to 489 and encodes 162 amino acids.
AUGCGGGCAAGACGGACGGAGGAGAAACAAGAGGUACGGAGUGCACCAGCAGAUGGAGAGGGCGAGGGGAAGGAGAACCCAACGAGCUGUGGUGACGAGGAGACAACGUUGAAACCUGGAUGGCGGCAAGAAGGAGAUGUUGCAGAACACACACCAGAGUACCAUGGGUCCCUUUGUAGUGUAGGCAAGAGGGCGGUAUUGCAACUCGAAGUAGUGAGCCAUAAGUGUGAAGGACUGCUGGAUACGGGGGCGAAAAGGAGCUUUAUCCGCCCGACUAUUGUGGAACGACUGGGCUUGAGGGUACGCUUCCUGCAGGAGGCGUACUCCUUCACAGUAGCCAACGGUGAAGUCAUACUCAUCGAUAGGGAGGUACCAAGGUUGUCGAUGCUCUGCGGAGGAGAGUGCUUUACCGGGGAUUUCCUGGUAGGGCCAAUACCGUAUGCUGUCAUCCUCGGGAUUGAUUGGCUCGUUAACCACAAGGUGGCGUAG